AAAACACCAAGUAUAAAACUAAAGAAACGAUCGAACCAGGAAAUCAUAACAACACGCUUCGUUUGUUCUUUUCUUUUCCUCAUUUUUAAGUAUUAGAUCGUCAGCUCGAGAAGAAUGAGGAAUAUCAUUGUUGCGACCUUCGCUGCACUGAUCGCAACCGGGCCCGCACUGGCCUCCUAUGGCGGCGGUGGCGGCGGUUACAGCGGCGGCGGUUACAGCGGCGGUGGCGGCGGCGGCGGCGGCGGCGGCGGCGGUGGCUUCCCUCUUGGCAUCUGGGCCAACUACAAUCUGAACAACAUGGUGCGAGCCAUCUAUUCCGACGAUGAUAACAGCGUUAGCGGCGGCGGUGGCGGAUACGGUUCCUCGAGCGGCGGCUACGGUUCCUCGAGCGGCGGUUACGGUAACUCCAUGAGCUCCAUGUACGGCAGCGGCAUGGGCUCCAACACCGCCUUCAACCUGGGCUACGACAAUGCUCUGUACCAGUUCUAUGGUGUCCCGUCCAGCAACGGUUUGCCGCUGUCGUGGUUGAGCGGCGGUAACAGUGGAUCGAGCUACGGCAGUAACAGCAACAGCUACGGCAGCUCCAGCGGUGGGCGUUAUAAGCGCCAGGCUAACCGUGGCCGUGGACGCGGUCGCGGCCGUGGUGUCCGCCGCAACCGCCCGCUGCGACGGGUGCAGCGUUCCAGGAUUAACCGCAAUCGCGGCCGACCCCUGCGCAUGCGCGGAAUGCGCAACCGUAACCGUGGAAUGAGAAUGUAAAUUUUUGUGUCGUAACUUUUUUAUAACGUUCCCGAUCAGGAAAGGUCAUACAUUGUGAUCAUUUCAUCCACAGACGAAGCUCCUAAUUUAUACAUUUUUUUAAAGAUGCACCAUUGAUAUGUUUAUACGAAAUUCGUGAACCGUACUAUCGAUACUGGAAACCGGAAGCGAGAAAACAUACCCCAAUUUA
Paramacrobiotus metropolitanus is the source of this 949-nucleotide messenger RNA. RefSeq lists its product as uncharacterized. Lineage: Eukaryota; Metazoa; Tardigrada; Eutardigrada; Parachela; Macrobiotidae. Bases 115 to 759 code for a protein of 214 amino acids. The record is from RefSeq and is a predicted model, not a curated record. The transcript has 2 exons.